Trichoderma reesei QM6a is the source of this 2328-nucleotide messenger RNA. RefSeq lists its product as uncharacterized. Bases 1 to 2328 code for a protein of 775 amino acids. The record is from RefSeq and is a predicted model, not a curated record. Lineage: Eukaryota; Fungi; Ascomycota; Sordariomycetes; Hypocreales; Hypocreaceae. The transcript has a single exon.
AUGACCAAUCUCAACAAACACCAUCAGCCGACCGACGUUCCGCUGGUUCAUGCCCAGCUCGAGCAGCUCUCCAUCGCUGAGAACAAGCCCAAGCAAGCUGCAGGGGAUCCGCCUCCCUACGACGCCCACUCCGGCCCUGUCGACCUUCAACUCCAUCACAUUCCUUCCAAAGAGGCUCUUCUCGUCAAGAUCCAGCCGCCCAAGGAGCCCGCAAAGCCAAUCAGCCAUGUGGCCUGCGACAUUGUCCUAGUGAUUGACGUCUCCGGAAGCAUGUGCGCAGCGGCCCCAGUCCCCGGCGAAGGAGGCGAAGAGACAGGUCUGUCAGUCUUGGACCUGACCAAGCAUGCGGCCUUUACAAUCAUCGAAACCAUGGACGAGAGAGAUCGUCUAGGCAUCGUCACUUUCGAGACCGAGUCCAAGGUAGUGCAGUGUCUUGAACCCAUGACAGACACCAACAAGGAGCAAGCCCGCGCGAGAAUCAAGGCCCUGCGACCACUGGGCUCGACCAAUCUCUGGCACGGCAUGCUGGACGCAAUCAAGCUCUUCACCAAGGAGCUGAGCCGCAGCCACCGGGUGCCGGCCAUGAUGGUGCUGACAGACGGAGAGCCGAACCACAUGUGCCCGCCCCAGGGGUACAUCCCGAAGCUGAGGGCCAUGCCUCCGCUGCCGGCCACGAUCCACACGUUUGGCUUUGGGUACACUCUCCGAUCCGGGCUGCUCAAGUCCAUUGCCGAGUUCAGCGGUGGCAAUUACGCCUUUAUCCCGGACGCGGGCAUGAUUGGGACCGUCUUUGUUCACGCCGUUGCCAAUCUGCAGUCUACGUUUGCAACCAAUGCUUCGUUGACUCUCAGCUAUGCGAGCCCUGUCAAGGUCGAGCAGACAACUGGUGACGCUGUGAAUCAGCAGGCGCCGGUUGAAUUCGGAUACCGGCAGAGGAAACUGACGAUAUCGUUGGGAAACAUUCAGUAUGGACAGUCGCGCGACCUUUGGCUUCGUCUCAGGGGCGCUACACAGGAAAAGCAGGCCUCGGACUCGGUCCUACUCGAGGCCACUCUCGCCUUUGAGGAGGCAGGGAGGUCAUCAUCAUCAUCAUCAUCAUUAGUCUCAGCAAGACUCGGCGGCAGCGAUGCACUUGAUGCGGAGACUCUCUCGCCUGCCGAAAUGGCCUACCAAGAGUCGCGAGCACUCAUCCUCAGCUUCAUCUCAACCCUGUUCCCUCUCGCAUCAGACGGAGAAUACAAGUCCCUGACACUAGCCAAUCAACAAAUCAAGAAACGAGAAGAACUGUCGCAGCUCAUCGAAACUCUGCCCAGCGGAGACUUCGCCGACAACCUAAACAAAUCCUUGCUGGAAGAUCUCUGCGGAGAGCAUCCCAAGGGCCAAAUCAGCCUCGCCCUCUCCACGCCGCACUUCUUCACCAAAUGGGGCCGGCACUAUCUGCCGUCGUACGCAAACGCCCUCAGCCGCCAGAUCUGCAACUCGUUCAAGGACUCGGCGCCGCUGCAGUUCGGCUCCGAGAGCCCGCUCUUCAUCGCCUGCCGCGACAGGCUGGACACUGCCUUUGACAGCAUCCCCGCCCCUGAGCCGUCCAGAGUCGUCUUGAGCAGCAGCAGCAGCCGCCGCCGUCGCCAAUCUUCUGGCGGAGGAACCACAUCUCACACUACUACUACUACCACUACUCAGCCUUCGUCCAUGGCCAGGUAUCGCAAUUCGUCGGGCGUGUGCUUUGCCGGCUCGACCGCCGUGGAACUGGCCUCGGGCAGGGUCACGGAGAUUCGAAGGCUGAGGCACGGCACUCGCGUGCGCACGCCCCUGGGAUCGAAAAAGGUGGCCAUGGUCCUCAAGACAAAGGUAUCAAACGAGACGCUGUGUCGCAUCGGCUCGGUGCUUGUCACGCCGUGGCAUCCUCUCUCGACGGACGGCAAAGGCUGGGACUUCCCCGCCAGCAUGUCGGAUGACGCGGUUCUUUAUACUGGCAGCAUAUACUCGGUCCUCCUGCAGCCUGACAGGAGGCCGGAUGCCCAUGCCAUUCGCGUGGGCGAUGCCUGGGGCGUCACGCUGGGACACGGCAUCAUGCGAGGCGACGACGCUCGCGCCCACGGGUUCUUUGGCGACUACCGGAGAGUGAAGUCGGGGUUGAUGAAGCUGGACAGCGCCGGCAGGAAAGGCGUCGUCCAGGGGCGAGGCAUCGAGCGAGAUGCAAUGACGGGGCUCGUCAGGGGCUUCAGGCGGACUGGAAUCACAAAAGGGGGGGGGGGGGGGGGGGGGCAGCACAGACAUCUAGUGACAGACGCUCUAUUGCACGGUUCUGAACUUACUACCAAGUAA